AUGCUAGAUUAUCUCCGUCUCAAGAUAUGGGCAACGCUCGUUCGUCUGAUCUUUUGGUGGAAACGCCCUGCCAUACAUGGAAAACCAGAUGAGAUUCUUCAGGUGCCAAGUCGCGACCUGGGGAGAACAAUCAAAGCCAACUUCUAUCAUUCAAAGUCCAACAAGCCAUCUCCUGUCCUAAUAAACUUCCAUGGGAGCGGUUUCACCGUACCCUGGCAUGGCACCGACAAUGAAUUUGCUCGCCAAGUCGUUCAAACAACGGAAUACGCCGUCCUGGAUGUCGCCUAUCGACUUGCCCCAGAAAACCCCUUUCCCGCCGCGAUUCAUGACGUUGAAGACGUGGUCAAAUGGGUGAUUGCGAACGAGCAGGAUUUCAAUACGUCCCGUGUCUCUAUCUCCGGUUUCAGUGCCGGCGCAAAUUUAGCUCUUGUGACCAGUACCCAACUGUUCCCCUUGGGAACCUUUCGGCACGUUCUAUGCUUCUAUCCACCAACCGAUCUAGCCCAAGAUCAUUACACCAAGGUCCCACCAGACGCAAAUGGAAAUCCCCUUCCCCCGUGGAUGUUGACCGUUUUCACCGAAUGUUAUGCGUCGGGCCUGGACUGGACAGAUCCCAGAAUAUCUCCGCUCAAUGCUGCUGGUAAAAGCUUCCAGCGAAAUACGUUGGUUAUCACCUGCGCUUACGACAAUCUUUGUGCCGAGGGGGAGGCUUUGGUUCAAAAAAUACGUGACGCUCAGGGUUUUGAGGCUGUGGUUCAUCGCAGGAUGGAGGAGUGUGAUCAUGCUUGGGAUAAAUCAUACCUUCCAGGGUCUCCUCAGGAGAAGGCUAAAGACGAGGCCUACGACUUGGCCAUGGAACUAUUGAGAAGAUAG
Penicillium subrubescens is the source of this 873-nucleotide messenger RNA. RefSeq lists its product as uncharacterized. The record is from RefSeq and is a predicted model, not a curated record. Gene Ontology annotation, molecular function: hydrolase activity. Lineage: Eukaryota; Fungi; Ascomycota; Eurotiomycetes; Eurotiales; Aspergillaceae. The transcript has a single exon. Bases 1 to 873 code for a protein of 290 amino acids.